GUAACAAGGUGGUUGUCAAAGAAAAACAUCUUACUCCAGCAACACUACAUCGUACAGAUGAAGAGUAUUUAGAAAGAAAACAAACUGGACUGUUUAAUGCGUGGCAAAACCUGAAGACUCCACAAAAGACCAAACCGGUGCCCAUGGCAAAACAAACCACAAGUACGAAAGGUCACCAUAGUGGUGAUGGUAAUCUGCCCAAAGUAAGCUCAAUACUGGAAAGCAACGAGACGUCCUACAACAAAGAAAAAAUGCACUCUUUGGAAGAAAUGGUUCGAUACUUUGUCCACAAAGUGUACCCUUACCAAGUUAUAGCAAUGGGAUUGGCAGCAACAAAAUAUGGUUACAAAAGCAAAUCUGCUAUUGCUUCGUUUUUGCAUAAGACAUGCAUGAACAAUUUAAACAUUGAUGAUUGUAACAAUGCAAUUGACUAUUUACAAUAUCUUUGUCCAUAUUUUCGCUUUUGUCCAUUUUUUUAA
Messenger RNA from Paramuricea clavata, 479 nucleotides. The record is from the annotation of a GenBank genome assembly. Lineage: Eukaryota; Metazoa; Cnidaria; Anthozoa; Malacalcyonacea; Plexauridae.